Messenger RNA from Ricinus communis (castor bean), 1735 nucleotides. RefSeq names its product PP2A regulatory subunit TAP46. The transcript has 9 exons. The coding region runs from base 238 to 1440 and encodes 400 amino acids. Gene Ontology annotation, biological process: regulation of dephosphorylation; regulation of signal transduction. NCBI's taxonomy places the organism in Eukaryota, Viridiplantae, Streptophyta, Magnoliopsida, Malpighiales, Euphorbiaceae. The record is from RefSeq and is a predicted model, not a curated record. Gene Ontology annotation, molecular function: protein phosphatase 2A binding. Gene Ontology annotation, cellular component: cytosol.
AUAUCCGCACCGAAUGCUAAUCUCCAUCGUAUAAAAUUAUCAAUCUCGUCUUCAACUCCUUCCUUUUCUGAAACAACCUUGUUUUCUAAAAGAAUUUAACCAAAAACAAAAUAGCAGCAACUCUUCUUUUCUCCAAUUCCAGUUCUACCUUCGUCACUUCCGUCCAAAUUCAAAUCCCAGCAAUUCAAUUCUUAAAAUUGAACUCAAUUUGAAUUUUAAAUCUAGGGUUUUCUCGAAAUGGAGGACUUGCCUCUUCCAGCUCUCUUCGAGCAGGCACACAAGAUCCAUGCAGCCGCUACAGAGUCCGGUGCUGAUCAAGAAAUGGUUAAAAAGGGAUGCGAGGCACUUCAUAAAUGUGAGGAAAUGAUAAACAAGUUAGGGCUAUUCUCUGUCAAUGAAACUAAAGAUGAUAUUAGCACCUCUAAUCUUAAAUAUACUCUGGUACCGUAUUAUCUUGCUGAGCUCACUGAAAAAAUUGCACAAGAUGAUAGGAUUCAAAUUCUUAAGGCUUCACAGGCUAAGCUAAAGGAAUUCCUUUCUUUUUGUGAGGCAAUGGAACUUGUACCACAAGAAGAGCUGCAAGCAUCCUCUCAAGGGGGCUCAAAUUCUUUUGCGGAAAGAAGGGCCCAAAAGAUUGCCCGGUUCAAUCGUCAAAGAGCUGCGCAAGCGAAGCUUCUUGAAAUAAAGGAGCGGAAAGAGCGGCGAGGUCGUUCAAAUAGAGCAACUGCUUUGUCAACUCCAGUUGAGGCUGGAGAGGAAGAUGUGUUGGAUGAUGAUGGAGAAGAAGAAAGGGAGGCUUGGCUCACUACCAUCUCAUUGGCCAUUUGUAAGGCAUUUGAUUUGCUCGAACUGCUAAAGAGGGAGGAAGAAAUGCUUUCUGCUGUAAAAGAAAGACAACUAAAGGAAGGGGAUAAAGAAUUUUCUCAGGCUGUUCUUGAUGAUCGAACCAAGAACGCGGAAGCUUGGCAUCGUGGUGCUGCUACUCGAGCACUAUACACAAAGCCAGCACCACCAAUCACCUGUGCUACUUUUGCUCAAGAUGUUCUGGAAGGGAGAGCACAGGUUUCACAGGCACAUGACCAUAAGCACCAGCCAAUGAUAUUUGGACCAGCAAGUCUUGUAGGUGGCAGUCUAACAAGUGAGAGGGAAAGAAUGGUAGCACAGGUCUUCCAACCUACCCAUAGGUUGCCAACCAUGAGUAUAGAGGAAGCUGGGUUAAGGGAAAUGGAGAUGAUGAAUAAUUGGCAAGAGAGAAAUGCUAAACUCAUGGCAGAAGCCAACUCUGCAUGGUACAAGGAUGAUCAGAGGCUAAAAUCAGGGGAGGAAGAAGACGAAGAUAAUGAUGAUGAUGCCGCCGUACAGAAGGCAAGAGCGUGGGAUGACUGGAAAGAUGAUAAUCCUCGGGGUGCUGGUAAUAAAAAGCUUACCCCUUGUGGUUAAAAGAUGGCAGGUUGUGUCUGUUUUCUUUGAGCCAUAGUCAAAACUGGUUUUUUUUUUUUGGCAUAUAUAUUCUCUUAGAUCCUUGCUGCAGAUGUUGGUUCUACAAAAUUUUGGGUCAGUGUCAUCUCCCUUAUUUUUUGUUUAAUUAUAUUAUCAUGUAUUUUAUUGUGGUUCUUUGCAUAUAUCCUUUGGAUGCGCACUCAAUUGUUGUUUUAUUACUGUUCACUUAAUCCAGCGGCCGAUAUAACCAUGUACACUUGAGGACGUGCAUGAAAGAAAAAAUUUCUUUUCUGUA